Molecule: messenger RNA, 3438 nt
Organism: Colletotrichum destructivum
Lineage: Eukaryota; Fungi; Ascomycota; Sordariomycetes; Glomerellales; Glomerellaceae
Product: Putative oxidoreductase, molybdopterin-binding domain, oxidoreductase FAD/NAD(P)-binding protein
Exons: 2
Coding region: 326-3040 (904 amino acids)
Biological process (GO): nitric oxide biosynthetic process; sulfur compound metabolic process; nitrate assimilation
Molecular function (GO): molybdenum ion binding; molybdopterin cofactor binding; heme binding
Source: RefSeq, a predicted model, not a curated record
GGCUCCAGGAAAUCCAAAUCUCGCAUCCACCAGCCCACUCACCCAAAGUGGUACUUAUUCACACCGAUGUCCGGCUUCCACGAAACAUUGCCUCUUCCUCCCACUCCCUGAUUACCUGUUCACAUAUAUUAGACCCCUUGGCUACGUCUCUAUCCCUUGUUACUCGGCAGUUUUCAUGAUACCUGACGCUUAAGCCGUUUUUCAUCGGCUUGUGACUACCACGCAGAACAGCCCUCUGCCUAGCUUUUUUAUCCUCCACACAUACAUACCUGACAUCCUUCCGACCCCAGUUCACAAAAGCGCUCAGCAUCGGUUCUCAGAAGACAUGGACGUCCUCUCCGCUUCCAUCCCCGUCGCGUUCAGGGAACCUCUCGCCAAGGCAGAGCUCAGCUUCCCCCCAAGUCCGGCUACUACUGUAAGGGAAGGACUGUCUUACAGCGUCGACGGCGGAUCAGAAUAUUCGGUUUCGGGAGGUCUACUGGACGAACCGAGCGUUGAGGGAUCUCGAACCUAUCCCUUGCCUCCCAAAUCAAGAACCAACAAGGUUCUGGCCGAGGAUCUCAAGACACCGGACAACCAUGUCACCCGAGACCCGCGACUAAUACGCUUGACCGGAAUCCACCCCUUCAACGUCGAGGCCCCUCUGAGCGAUUUGUACGACGAAGGCUUCAUCACCACCAAGGACCUGCACUAUGUUCGGAACCACGGGCCCGUACCUAAAGUUGAGGACGAAGACAUGUUCGACUGGGAAUUUACCGUUGAGGGUCUGGUCGAUAACCCCAUCAAGAUGACACUGAGAGACCUCAUCUCGGACUACGAACAGAUCACCUACCCCGUCACCCUGGUAUGUGCUGGCAACCGCCGAAAAGAGCAGAACAUGGUGCGCAAAUCAAAAGGCUUCUCAUGGGGUGCCGCCGGCUUGUCAACAGCCCUCUGGACCGGUGUGUCGAUCGGCGAUCUCCUUGCCCGGGCAAUGCCCAAGAGAGGUGCAAAGUACGUUUGCUUCGAGGGUGCCGACAAGCUGCCCAACGGUUACUACGGAACCAGUAUCAAGCUCAACUGGUGCAUGGACCCCAACCGCGGAGUGACGGUAUGCUACCGCAUGAACGGCGAGCUGCUGCACCCUGACCAUGGGAAACCCGUCCGCAUCAUCAUUCCCGGCCAAAUCGGCGGCAGGAGUGUCAAGUGGCUCAAGAAGAUCAUCGUCACAAAGGAACCAAGUACCAACUGGUACCACAUCUACGACAAUCGAGUGCUUCCUACCACGGUCUCCCCAGAUGCGAGCGCAGACCUACCGGAGGUAUGGAAGGACGAGCGAUACGCAAUCUACGACCUCAACACGAAUAGCGCCACCUGCUACCCUGCUCACGACGAAGUUGUUCCCUUGGGUGGUCUAUCAGAGACCUACAAAGUCCGCGGGUACGCGUAUGGCGGCGGCGGCAGGAGGAUCACAAGAGUGGAAAUCACCCUGGAUCGCGGCAAGACGUGGCUCCUCGCCAACGUCAACUACCCCGAAGAUGCAUAUCGGCUGGCCCCGGAAGGCGAGACCCUCUACGGUGGUAGAGUCGACAUGGACUGGAGGGAGACCAGUUUCUGCUGGUGCUUCUGGGAUCUGGACAUACCCAUUGCUCAGCUCGCCGACGCGGCAGACGUCAUGGUCCGUGCCAUGGACGAAAGCAUGAUGGUGCAGCCGAGGGACAUGUACUGGAGUGUUUUGGGCAUGAUGAACAACCCGUGGUUCAGAGUGGUCAUCCACAAGGAGGGGCGCAGCCUGCGCUUCGAGCACCCCACUCAGCCGGCACUCAUGGCUGGCGGAUGGAUGGAGCGCGUCAAGAAAGCGGGAGGUAAUCUCUCCAACGGCUUCUGGGGCGAGAAAAUCGAGGGCGAAGCCGACAACACCUUCGAGCCGGAAGAAGUCAAGGACAUCUGCAUGACGAAGGACACCGUCAAGCGCGACGUCACCAUUGAAGAGCUUCGCCAGCACGGCAGCGAGGAGGAGCCUUGGUUCGUCGUUAACGGCGAGGUCUACGACGGCACCCCCUUCCUCGAGGGUCAUCCGGGAGGUGCCGCGUCCAUCUUUGGCGCCGCCGGCCAAGACGUGUCGGAAGAGUUCUUAACGAUCCACAGCGAGAAUGCCAAAAAGAUGAUGCCCGACUACCACAUCGGCACCCUGGACGAGGCGGGUCGGAAGCUGCUUGCCGAAGGCGAGGUCGUGCCGGAGGACGACGACAAGACGCCACGGUCUGUCUUCUUGCAGUCCAAGACCUGGACUAAAGGCAUCCUCUCGGAAAGGAAGAAGGUGUCGUCCGAUUCCAAGAUCUUCACCUUCACACUCGAGCACCCGGAGCAGAUGGUCGGCCUGCCAGUCGGCCAACACCUGAUGAUGAGGCUGCGCGACCCCGUCACCCGCGAAGCCAUCAUCCGCGCCUACACGCCCAUCUCGGAGGGCACCGACAAGGGCAAGCUGCACGUGCUCAUCAAGAUAUACUACAGCACAACGGAACGCGAGGGCGGCAAGAUGACACAGGCCCUCGACUCCAUCCCCGUGGGUCACUUUGUCGACUUCAAGGGCCCCGUCGGCAAGUUCGAGUACCUCGGCAACGGGCUGUGCUCCAUCGCCGGCAAGCCACAACGCGCCGUCAAGCGCUUCAUCAUGAUUUGCGCGGGCUCGGGCAUCACGCCUAUCUUCCAGGUCCUGAGGGCCGUCAUGAAGAACGCUGCCGACCCGACGAGGUGUCUCGUCCUCGACGGCAACCGCGUCGAGGAGGACAUCCUCUGUCGCGAGGAUCUCGACGUCAUGGCCGCGGCUAACCCGGACAGGUGCCGCCUGCUCUAUACUCUCACGAAGCCUAAUGCGUCUUGGACAGGUCUGAAGGGCAGGAUGGACGACAAGUUUUUUGAGGAGUACGUGGGCGCGUGCCCUAACGAAACCGGUGGCGACGAGCUCGUCCUCGUGUGCGGACCUGAGGCGUUGGAGGCAAGCGUGCGCUCCACCCUCACUGGGCUCGGCUGGAAGGGAGACGACUUAUUGUUUUUCUAAGCCAGUCGAUUUGUUUCCGUUCUGCGAACAACAGAUGAGUCCAGCCCCGCCAGGCCCUUAGAAGCUGGGCUCUGCUCUUUCAGACGACCAGAUGUCGGUUUAUUCAUGCGCCGUCCCGCGAACGGGUUUGCCGAUCUCUGGUCCCGGCAAGGGUGGUCAUCAGGGUGGGAAGGGGAGAUGAAGUCGGAACAGACAGAAACGAGCCUCCACCGCCUCGGGCCGUCAUGGCGCACAACCAUGUCCGGGUUGUUACCGGCGGAGCCCAGACACUUGGCCAUUCAGGAGGUGUGUGUGUGUGUGCAUGGGAUGCGUGUGGGUGGGGGAUCUGAUGGCCUGGAUUGGGAAGAUACAGGAAAAUCGAGCAUCUCCGGAAUAAGCUUGAUAAGCGGCUCAAACCU